Molecule: messenger RNA, 1914 nt
Organism: Penicillium griseofulvum
Lineage: Eukaryota; Fungi; Ascomycota; Eurotiomycetes; Eurotiales; Aspergillaceae
Product: flavin-containing monooxygenase
Exons: 3
Coding region: 1-1914 (637 amino acids)
Molecular function (GO): flavin adenine dinucleotide binding; monooxygenase activity
Source: RefSeq, a predicted model, not a curated record
AUGGCACCAUACGUUCAAGACUCCGCUGACAGCGAUGCCGUCCCUAAGGCUAUACAGUCUAAGAGCGCGACGCUCAACCACGACCAGGUUCCAAAGCCCGUCGCGGACGACUUCAUGUACGACUUCAAGUACAACCACGCACUCCCUACCAUCGACGUUUUGGGCGUUACCAUCCCCACGGAUUGUGAUGCUCGUCAGGAGGCCGAAGGCAUCGUAGCUCGUCUCUCUAAAGCUACAUCAGAAGAAGACGCACAAGCUUUCGCCGAACUAUUCCUCGAUUAUGGCGUGUGGCGGGACAAACUCUCAUUUACCUGGGACUUCCGCACAUUCAAUUUUAGAAAGGCCAUUCUUCAAGCCGCCACCGACCUUUUGCCUCAAACCAAGGCUAGAAACUUCAACUUUCUCGACCCUGCGCCUUCAGUGUCUCAGCCUUACCCUGACUUCUCUCAGCUGCAGUUUGUUGUAUCCUUCGAGACUGAGAUUGUGUUUGCCUCGGCCGUCAUCAAUGCAGUCCUCACUCAAGAUGGCUGGAGAAUUUACACUAUGCAUACUGUUGCCGAGAGUCUUAAGCAAUUCCCUGAGCAGCCCGCACCGGAUGGACAUAUGACUGGUAUCACUAGCUGGGAGAGUCAGAGAUCCGAGGCUAUCAACACUGUUGACCCUGAGGUGUUGAUCGUUGGUGGUGGUCAGAAUGGUCUUGCUAUGGCAGCGCGCCUGAAAGCUCUCGGUAUGGUGAGCCUGAUCAUCGAACGCAGCGACGAAAUUGGAGAUGUCUGGAAGAAUCGUUACGAAUAUCUUUCACUCCACUUCCCACAUUGGCCCGAUGCCUUGCCAUACUUCAAAUACCCUCAGCAUUGGCCCACAUACACUCCGGCUCAGAAGCAGGGGUUAUACAUGAAGUGGUAUGCCUCCGCUCUGGAGCUCAAUGUCUGGACCAAAUCAGAGGUUGUUAAGGCAGAGCAAGACGCUGAGGGAAAGUGGACCGUUGUCAUUAAUAAGGAGGGCAAUGAGACUCGCACACUACACCCUAAACAGCUUAUUAUGGCCACGUCGCUAUGUGGUGUUCCUUCCACCCCAUCUGUCCCUGGAAUGACUGACUUCCGGGGCGAGAUCCGUCAUUCCAGCAACCACAAGAGCUCCCGUGAUUUUGUCGGGAAGAAGGUCUGCGUAGUCGGUACCUCAUCCUCGGGCUUUGACACAGCUUACGAGUGCGCUCGUCUCGGAAUUAAUGUGACUCUUCUCCAGCGCUCACCGACUUAUGUUAUGUCUUUGACCCAUUCCGUUCCUCGGAUGCUUGGAAUCUACGCGCCCGACAAGAACGGCAACCUCCCCGAUACCGAUGUCAUGGAUCGUAUUAACUUCUGUACGCCAGUUGGACCCGGGGAAGAACUGGCCAAGCGCACUGCUAAGGUUCUUGAGGACUUGGACAGGCCUCUUCUCGAAGCUCUGAACGCCCGUGGUCUGCGAACAUGGCGCGGCCAGCGCGAUACUGGCAACUCCACACUUGGCCAGACCCGAAACGGCGGGUUUUACUUUGAUGCCGGUGCUUGCGAGGAAAUUAUCAAUGGCAACAUCAAGGUAGAGCCAGGUUUUAUUGAGAAGUUCACUGAGGAUAAAGUGAUCUUAAACGGCGGCCGUGAGAAGGAGUUUGACCUAGUCGUCUUUGCUACCGGAUUUUCCAACACGAUUGAUUCCAUUCGCGCGACGCUUGGAGAGAAGAUUGCCAGCCAAUGUAGGCCUAUUUGGGGUAUUGACGAGGAAGGCGAGUACAAGACAGCCUAUAGGGAGACGGGAGUGCCCAACUUGUGGAUCAUGGUUGGUUUCCUUCCAAUGACCCGAUAUGCCUCCAAAUUAUUGGCUUUGCGUCUGAAAGCCCUUGAGGAGGGCGUUUCCCCUCCCCCUUACAAAGUUUAG